Molecule: messenger RNA, 1846 nt
Organism: Gambusia affinis (western mosquitofish)
Lineage: Eukaryota; Metazoa; Chordata; Actinopteri; Cyprinodontiformes; Poeciliidae
Product: zinc finger protein 484-like
Exons: 2
Coding region: 126-1262 (378 amino acids)
Biological process (GO): regulation of transcription by RNA polymerase II
Molecular function (GO): RNA polymerase II cis-regulatory region sequence-specific DNA binding; DNA-binding transcription factor activity
Source: RefSeq, a predicted model, not a curated record
UACCUCACUUCCGGCUUCGAAUUUACCGGAAGUAAAUCAAAAUAAAACAGAUGGGACGCUGAUUCUCAUCUUUACAGGAAGCCAAAACUUCACUUCUGUUGAGUUUUUUAAACUCUUCCAGCGGGAUGUCUUUUCCUUCAGCUUUCAGUACGCAGGUGGCCGCCAUCAUGGAUGUUCUGGCCAAAGCUGCGGUGGCAGAAAUAACGAUGCUGGUGGAGGAGGGGAGCGUGGCUCUGCGGCUGGAGGUGAGCAGGAGGGACAGUGAGAUACGGGAGCUCCGGAGUAACCUGAAGAGGACGGAGGCUGAGCUCCGGAAAGCUCAGGAAGCGGCUGCAAGGCGAGCUACAGCCGAGAAACAAGUGCAGACCGCAGCGGCGGCGGAUCAGGAACCGUGGAGAGAUAAGGAGAAGCAUCCUAAAAUUGUCGGGGAUUAUCCUGAACUAAAAACUGCUGAUUCAUUCUACGAGACGCACAUCAGUCCCGAUGUGAAGCAAGAGCCAGAAGGUGAACUUCGGUUCGAUGAAACAACCGAGCAUGCAGCAACGGACGUACCGGAUCGAGGCGACCCCAUCUGGCCGGCUUCUGGAGUGUUUGAGAAAAGCUCUGUUGCAGUUCAGGAGCAAUCACAGAUGUUUCCAUCUAAUGACAUGCAAAGUACAUAUUUACCUUCGGGAAAGGAAGGAGAAGAUGUUUGCUUUAAUGUACCGGCGGUGAAAGAAGAGCUCUCUGUGCUUGUUGAGUCUGUUUAUAAAGACGAUUUGCUUCCUGGUGUCGUUCGGGAUGAUUGUAUGGAGUCUGGAGGGCCGUCAGCAGCUUCACUUUAUACACAGGCAGAAUCCUCUGGAUCAAAUGAAGAGAUUAUCAACAGGAAAAUUAACUUCAGAACAAAAAGGCUUAUGACCAUGUGGCGAGGGAAUCAGAGUGUCUACAUCUGCUCUGUGUGCAACAAGAGUUUCCUCCGCUUGUCUCAGCUGGAAGAGCACAAGAGCACCCACCAGGCCUCCAAACCUUUCAGGUGCCUCGAAUGUGGGAAGUCGUUCACACAGAAGACCCGGCUGAAGACGCACCAGCGGGUCCACACGGGGGAGAGGCCGUUCAGCUGCAGCAUCUGCGGGAAGAAGUUCUCCAGGCAGGAUAACUGCCUGAGACACGAGCGCUUCCACAGUGGGCUGAAACCGUUCAGCUGCAGGCAGUGCGGGAAGAGCUUCACCGUGCUGGGAAACCUCAAAAUCCACCAGGUGAUCCACCUGCGUGGACGGUAGCACCAAUAUUGUUUGAACCGUUGCAUCAAAGGGAAAACUUUCACAAAUGUAUUUAUUAAUCGUUAUAAUCCACAACAAGGCAAAAAUGUGUUUCAGAUUAAAGCAUGGAAAAUAAAUCUCCAGCCGUUUAAGAAAUUUGUUUGGAUGUUGAGCAAAAUGCUGAUUUAUUUUAGAUAAAAGGGAUUUUUUAAAUGUUUGUCUUGUGUUUAAAGCAAAUUUAAUAAAUGAAAAUAUUGUUUUGUCUGGAUGUCACCCAUUAAUGGCUUUAAAUUUACACGUAUUUCAAUAAAAAUAUUUUGUGCUUCAUACAACAUUUUCCUUAUUGUUUUUUUUCUCAGUAUAAACUUUUUUUUGUUGAGUUUUUCCUCUUUAAUAUUUAUUAUCAGUUACAUGUUUGGGGGUUUCUGCUGAGUUGCAUCAAUCAUGGCAGUGCAUUUUAUUUAAACGUAUGUUAGAAUAAAAUGGGAAAGAUGAGAGAUCAUCUUUUUUCUAAGUGGUUAUAUUAAACCUUUCUGCUAAACUGAUUUUUUUAGUUUUAUUCUUUGAUAUUUGUCAAAAUCAUAAAAUACCUGAACUUUAUUACU